CAGAGCCCCCGGCCGCGCGCCGCCGCCGCUGGCUCGCAGGUCCCCGCGCAGGCCCUCGCGCGGCGGUGAGGCGGCGCCGAGGCCGAGGAGAGGGCGACGAGGCGACCGCGCGGAGGCGAGCGGGCCAGGCCCGGCUGGGCGGCCGCCGCCAUGAGCGGCUCCUCGGGCACCCCGUACCUGGGCAGUAAGAUCAGCCUCAUCUCCAAGGCGCAGAUCCGCUACGAGGGUAUCCUCUACACCAUCGACACGGACAACUCCACCGUGGCGCUCGCCAAAGUGAGGUCCUUUGGUACUGAAGACCGUCCCACAGAUAGGCCUGCUCCCCCUAGAGAGGAGAUUUAUGAGUACAUCAUCUUCCGGGGAAGUGAUAUCAAAGAUAUUACUGUGUGUGAACCUCCGAAAGCUCAGCACACGCUCCCUCAGGAUCCUGCUAUCGUUCAAUCUUCCCUGGGCUCGGGCUCGGCCUCCUCCUUCCAGCCACACGUGCCUUACAGCCCCUUCCGAGGGAUGCCGCCCUACAGCCAGCUGGCCGCCAGCUCCCUGCUUAGCCAGCAGUAUGCCGCUUCCUUGGGUUUAGAGAAGUUGGUAAGCCCUCCAGCCUCAGCCGCGGCUUCCAGCCCUAGUUCUUCUCCAUCUCCACAACCUGUUUCAGAGCUUGACAUGUCCUCAGAGCCACACCAGCUCACUUCCAAGGGAGCCAGCUUUCCGUCUGUCUCAGUCAGCAAGAGCCCCAUGGUGGAGCAGGCCGUCCAGACUGGAUCCCUUGAUAACUUGAACUCCAAGAAGCUGUUACCUGGCAAGGGCACUGUGGGCAUGCAGCUCAACGGGCGCCCGGCCCCACCCAGCACCAAGGCCACCACCGAUAUAGCUCAGCCAGCAGCUGUGCAAACUCAAGGGCAGGUGAACGACGAGAACAGAAGACCUCAGAGGAGGCGCUCAGGGAACAGACGAACAAGGAACCGCUCCAGAGGGCAAAGCCGUCCAACUAACAUCAAGGAAAACACAAUCAAGUUUGAAGGUGACUUUGAUUUUGAGAGUGCAAAUGCCCAGUUCAACCGAGAAGAGCUGGACAAGGAAUUUAAGAAGAAACUGAAUUUUAAAGAUGACAAGGCUGAGAAAGGGGAAGAGAAGGACCUGGCCGUGGUGACCCAGAGUGACGAGGCCCCUGCUGAGGAGGACCACUUGGGGCCCAACUGCUACUAUGACAAAUCCAAGUCCUUCUUUGACAAUAUCUCCUCUGAACUCAAAACCAGUUCCAGGCGGACAACAUGGGCUGAGGAGAGGAAGCUCAACACGGAGACCUUUGGAGUGUCAGGGAGGUUCCUCCGAGGCCGUAGUUUCCGGGGUGGAUUUCGAGGGGGCAGGGGCAACGGUGCAACCCGCCGUAACCCGACUUCCCACAGAGCUGGGACCGGCAGGGUGUAACGAGGCAGCCAAAGGCUCUUGCUGAAGCGGCACGGGUGCCAGGCCGUGUCUACGAGGACGAUGGAGAACGCUGCACUUACUGGGGGAGACGUGGUCACUUCGUUUACUGAGUUUGGAAAGUUCCACACUACUUCUUAAGUUUUGGACUGAACUUGGAUGUGGUCUGGGUUAGAACCUCUUGUUUGGGGAAGUGUACAUGGGAAACCGCUUCGAGGUGUCCUAGCCUAUUUUUCCUUUUAGUUGUGCACAGCCUGAUUCUAAGGUUUUGGUGUUCUGCAGAAAGGUUCUGGAGCGAAAGCGUGAUGCUCAUUUUGUGACCUUUCUUGGACAGCUUUGACUUUAAGGUGGAACCAAAUUUCAUUUGGCAAAUGCAGCAGCCAAAUGCAUCUCUGUAACUCAACUGGCCACAGGUGCUGUUGGCCUGGCACCCUCACUGCCACAGGUGGGGCCCAGGAGCCGGGCACGGCCAGCACAGGGGCAUGUGGGGGCGGGUGGGCCUAGGGCAGGGGAAGUGCGGUGUCCCACAGAUCAUGUUGUAUAAGCAAAGCAGAUGACCCUGACAUCCCAAGGGGCAAUGUCAAGGUAGGGGCUGGCUGGUGGGGUUGGGGUGGGGGGCUCCUGGUGGUGAGCUGUCACUUGGAGCAUGGCUUCUGUAGGAAUCGGGGUCGGGGUAAACACCCAGGACAAGCCCCUCGGUGGCGUGCCUGUCCUCACCAGACCCUGACCUGGGCCAGUCAGUGUUGGACUCAGGCCGAACGCUGUUCGGUGUCUCAUCCACUUGGAAAUGAGCCAGUCUUUUUUUGCGAGGUCGAUUGACCGAGAGCAUAUUUCUUCUCAGUUGUAAAUAGUUCCAUGUUUUUGUUUUACUGGUAGGUGGAGGGGAGGGUGGGAAAUAAAUUCGUUGCAUGAGACCUUUAGUAGAAGCAUGUUCCCUCUGACAGGGCAUUGUGAUGAACAUAAGCACCUUGGUAACUAAAUCCCUUUAAGUAGGUAUAAAGGUUUUAGUUCUGUAUUACGUUACUGUAAAAGCUUAGGUUUAUUUUUGUAGGACUUCAUGGCUAAGAAUUAGAGCAUAGCAAUGGGGGUUGCUCUGUUGGAGUAAUGUAAACUUGUAAUUAUAAAUAAACACGCAAACCUUUAAAACUC
Bubalus bubalis (water buffalo) is the source of this 2571-nucleotide messenger RNA. RefSeq names its product LSM family member 14B (gene LSM14B). Gene Ontology annotation, molecular function: mRNA binding. The transcript has 10 exons. Lineage: Eukaryota; Metazoa; Chordata; Mammalia; Artiodactyla; Bovidae. The record is from RefSeq and is a predicted model, not a curated record. The coding region runs from base 151 to 1425 and encodes 424 amino acids.